Molecule: messenger RNA, 768 nt
Organism: Rotaria sp. Silwood1
Lineage: Eukaryota; Metazoa; Rotifera; Eurotatoria; Philodinida; Philodinidae
Source: the annotation of a GenBank genome assembly
AUGGAAGUUCAAUCACUUCGAGAACAAUUAAAAUCAAUGCAAAAAAAUUCUAUUGGUGAAGAAAAAUUUACUAAUGGUGGAGAAAAUAUUGGUGAUAAAAACUGCAUUGAUCAUGAAGAAUUUACUAGUGAAAAACAUAUUGCGGCUGGAUCAUUAACCAAUGGUGAAGAAAGCAUCGAUGAUGAACAAUUUACUGAUGGUGAACAAAAUAUCCGUCGUGAAAAACCGGUUUCUAUUAUUUUAAACACAUUGAAGCAAUUUGGUUUUUACAAUCUUGGAGGAUUGACUAUUGUUUGUUCAGAUGUUAUUCCUAAACAUGUUAUUCAAGAAUUUGUUAUUAGAAUAGCAUUACGACGAUGGGAAACUUUAAAAAAUGAAGUUGGUUAUGUAGAACAAUCUCGUCGUCUUACAUUGCAUCGUUCAACCGGUGAAUCAAAUGUUGAUAAUGAACAAAAUGAGAAUACAAAAUCAAGAAUAAUGAAACGUCAUGAUGCUACAUUUCAUAUAUCAAAACGCGUUGAACAAUUAAUAAAUGAUGUUGAAACAUUUUAUUCUGAAGCACUUGAAGAAGAUGAUCGAGCACGUACAAUGAAACGUUUACGUGUUCCACCAUUAGAAGAACAACAAUCACUAGCAGUUACAUUUCGUGUUGAAGUUUUUGUUGUUCCAGUCGCUAUUAAUGUUUAUGGUUGGUCAUCCUUUGGUGUUAACCAUGUAUUAAUAUUUGAAAUAGAUCCACAAAAUCAUUUAACUUAUGAACAAUUUUGA